Molecule: messenger RNA, 405 nt
Organism: Rodentolepis nana
Lineage: Eukaryota; Metazoa; Platyhelminthes; Cestoda; Cyclophyllidea; Hymenolepididae
Source: the annotation of a GenBank genome assembly
AUAAAACUCCACUGUAGCGGAAGUGUUCCAAUGAGCGUAAUUGACCUCUGCCACUUGGAUGACUUCCUGGUAAGAGUGAGCUGCCUGAUUAGGCGUCUGAACGAAGCGACUAUUGACCUUUGUGUCUUUUGUCGAAACAAUCACGAGACCUAUGAGACUUAUACGAGCCACAAGGUCAAGGACAGGUCAGGACGUGUGGUGUGUCCAAUUUUGCGGCGCUUGGUCUGCCCGCUAUGUUCAGCAACUGGCGAUGUUGCGCACACAAUUCGCUAUUGCCCAUUCCUCACUUCUAAGAAUAUGGCGAGUUUGAAUUCCACAGUAGGCGCGUCACGUAUUGGCAGCCCUAAGUCGUCAACACAACUUGAUCUUGGCAUAGGAAGCAAUCGGUUUUCGCGCCUAUUAUGA